UGUUUGAAUGAAAGGAUAAUUUUAAAGAUCCAUUCUACCUAAUUUGGACAUGAUAUAACAGAGAAUUUUGUGCUGCCAAGUGAAUAUGACUAAAAUUGCUUUUAUUGGAAAUUUUGAAUGGGUAAUCUAAUUGACUUUAAAUCUGUGCCUUUUAUAAUAGUGCUUUUUCUAUGGAAUGUUACAUUUGCAUGAAAAAAAAAAAAGGAUUUGGUUUUAUUUUUAAAUUCACUCAUGGACUACCGUUGUCUACCGUGGAAUUACUGCCAAAUGUUCAAAGGAAUUGGAUAGGAAGCUUGUUCAAUAUUUGACAAACUUAUCGGAGGCAUUAAGGGUUAACAUGCUACGCUUGAUUUAAAUACUUGUGUAUUGCGAACUGAAUGGCUUUGAAUAUAUAGUAGGGUAGUAUUGAUUGAACAAAGGGAGAAAAUACGUUUAAUGUGCUGGUAAUUGGAAUAUAAAUUUUUGCCCAAAACAAACUUGGUGACGUAAUCCCAAUCCGAGAGUGAUCUAUGUUGAUAGACAUUGAAGAGAGCUGAAGUGUGGUUAACUUUCUUUUUAUGUCCAGUGAAUGAGCUGUGGAGUGUUUGAUUUCUAUAUAGACCCCCUUAGUUACCACAUGUAAAAGAUACCUAGAGACAGGGCCUUGGAGUUCUGUUUUGUUUUACCUUGCAAAUAUUACCUCCAGUGCUUAAAAAAAAGUAACAUCAGCUCUAUUAUACCAAUCCUAGAUGGACAUUUUUUUCUUGGAAUCAGGAUUCUUAGUGCUGUGAAAUGAAUGGUGUUAACUCAUUAUGAUAUAAGUGGGUGUUAGAUUCUAAGACUUUUUCCUAUUGGUUGGACAGUUUAGAAAAGCAUUGAUAUGAUGACCAAACGCAGGGCUAACCAAGGACCAUCAGGGGAUGUCUUUCCAGCUCUACCUGCCAUUGAUUUAGGUUGGAGAGCACAGCCAAAAGUGGGAUCUCUAGAAAAUUCUCACCACAAGCCAGGAGGUGGUAACAUAGAAAUCCAGCAGCGAAAACUGCAGUGGGCAGCUGAAGCUAAGGUUGGUUCACUUGAUGACAGUCAUUUGCGGGGAAGUCAAAAAAGACCCCGAAGUUUUGAUGGAAUUGAGUACAUCAAAUUUCCAAGUAUAUAUCGUAAAAGAACGAGUGAUCUCAAUCGAUGGGAGGAACCAAAGACAACUGAAGAUGGAGCAUAUGUUCAUAUCAGGAAUAAGAAAAUUCAGGCAGGACCAAAAGUUGGAUCAUUGGACAAUGUCCAUCAUAGACCUGGGGGUGGUGAUGUGAAAAUUCUGGAUGAAACUCCUCGCUGGGAGACAGCCGCCAAAGUGGGAUCUUUGGACAAUGUGACUUAUUCUGCCGGAGGAGGAAAUGUUCAUAUCCCAAAUGAAUCCCUCCAUUGGAGAGCUGCACCAAAAGUGGGAUCUUUAGAAAACAAGCAUUAUACCCCAGGAGGAGGGAACGUUCAAAUAGCUGAGCAAAAACUGCAUUGGAAUGCCUCACCCAAAGUUGGAUCAAUGGACAACUUUACUUAUUCACCUCGAGGGGGAGAUGUGAAGAUUCUGGAUGAGAAACCAAGAUGGAGGGCAAGCCCCAAAGUUGGAUCUCUAGAAAAUGCUCAUUAUCAGCCAAAACAAGGGAACGUUUCUAUUAUAGACGAGAAGCCAGUGUGGGAUGCACAUGCCAAAGUCAGUUCAUUGGACAAUUUAACAUAUCAACCGGGAGGGGGACACAAAACUAUCAUCAAUCAAAGAACUCAGUGGAAUGCCUCACCCAGAGUGGGUUCAUUGGAUAAUGCUCAUUAUAAGCCAGGAGGAGGAGAGGUCCAUAUACACGAGGAUAGACUCAAAUGGAAUGCCUCCCCCAAAGUUGGCUCCCUGGAUAACAGAACAUACAGACCGGGAGGGGGUGAAGUCAGCAUCAUUAACGAAACCCCACGCUGGCACGCCUCCCCCAAAGUGGGAUCUCUAGAAAAUGCUCAAUAUCAACCCACGGGAGGAAACGUAUCCAUUGUCAAUGACCCCAGACGUUACCAAAGUGACCCCAAGGUCCACUCUCUAGACAACAUUCACUAUAAGCCAGGGGGCGGGGACAUCAAAGUGCCAAUCAAAAUCAUGCCGUAUCCAAUCGGAUCUCUCAACGAUCUUCCUCAUCAAGGAAAGCACAGUCGAUUAAACAGUCGGGCAUCCUCCACCAGCAAAGGAUGAUGGGAUGUCAUAAGUCGGUAAACGUAAAAUUUUCGAUUCCCUUUCAGAGUAGAUGCUGGGGUUGUGUAGAGUAUACACACAUAUUCUUUUGCUAAUCAAAAAGUAUUUUUUGUUGUAGAUGUAUAGACUUUUUGGUUGGCAAUCAUACAUUUGAGCAGAAUAUUCAUAUCUUGCCAAAAAAGGGCUUUUCAGAUACACUCAAUCUAUAAAGAACUUUCCCUCAUCCUAUCAAUUUGGACGACAAUGAAAAUUUGUCUGGCUUCCAAUGAGAACACAGGCUGGUUUGCUCAAGUGAUUUCAAUUUAAUAAAGAAAAAUAAGAGAGAGCUCAGAGAUUUGAAAGAGCAGUUUUCGAAAUAUGAUUGCAUGAGAACAAAUUGGCAUGCAGAUGUAAUCAGACUUUUUCAUUGCCAAAAAAAAUUUCUUGAGCAAGCUUUGAACAAACAUUUCCAUCAAAGGUAUUGGGAUCUUGUAUUGCACAUCAAAAUCUGCAUUUGCUCAAACAUUUUGUUGACCAUCACCAUUCUU
This is a messenger RNA of Saccostrea cuccullata (small rock oyster), 2733 nucleotides long. RefSeq lists its product as uncharacterized. Lineage: Eukaryota; Metazoa; Mollusca; Bivalvia; Ostreida; Ostreidae. The record is from RefSeq and is a predicted model, not a curated record. Gene Ontology annotation, biological process: microtubule cytoskeleton organization; neuron projection development. Gene Ontology annotation, molecular function: microtubule binding. Gene Ontology annotation, cellular component: neuron projection. The transcript has 2 exons. The coding region runs from base 860 to 2206 and encodes 448 amino acids.